AGAACAGGUACAUCUGAAGAAGAGACACAUGAGAGUCCACACAGGAGAGAAACCAUUUGGCUGUGAUGUUUGUGGGAGAAGAUUCACAGAACAGUCAGGUCUAAAGACACACAUGAGAAUCCACACAGGAGAGAAACCAUUUGGCUGUGAUGACUGUGGGAAAAGUUUUAAUCGUCAGUCAAAUUUAAAGAUACAUAUGAGGAUCCACACAGGAGAGAAACCAUUUGGCUGUGAUGACUGUGGGAAAAGAUUUAAGCGUCAGUCACAUUUAAAGUUACAUAUGAAAGUCCACACAGGAGAGAAACCAUUUAGCUGUGAUGACUGUGGAAAAAGAUUCACAGAACAGGUACAUCUGAAGAGACACAUGAGAGUCCACACAGGAGAGAAACCAUUUGGCUGUGAUGUUUGUGGGAGAAGAUUCAGAGAACAGUCAAGUCUAAAGACACACAUGAGAGUCCACACAGGGGAGAAACCACAUGGCUGUGAUGACUGUGGGAAAAGUUUUAAUCGUCAGUCAAAUUUAAAGAUACAUAUGAAAGUCCACACAGGAGAGAAACCAUUUGGCUGUGAUGACUGUGGGAAAAGAUUUAAGCGUCAGUCACAUUUAAAGAUACAUAUGAAAGUCCACACAGGAGAGAAACCAUUUCGCUGUGAUGACUGUGGAAAAAGAUUCACAGAACAGGUACAUCUGAAGAGACACAUGAUAGUCCACACUGGAGAGAAACUGUUUGGCUGUGAUGUUUGUGGAAAAAGGUUUUCAAUACAGGGAAGUCUGAAGAACCAUAUGAGGAUCCACACAGGAGAGAAACCAUUUGGCUGUGAUGUUUGUGGAAAAAGGUUUUUAAUACAGGGAAGUCUGAAGAAACACAUGAGGAUCCACACAGGAGAGAAACUGUUUGACUGUGAUGCCUGUGGGAAAAGAUUUAAUGACCAGUCACAUCUGAAGAGACACGUGAGAGUCCACACAGGAGAGAAACCAUUUGGCUGUGAUGACUGUGGGAAAAGAUUUUCAGAUCAGUCAAAUUUAAAGAUACAUAUGAGGGCCCACACAGGAGAGAAACCAUUUGGCUGUGAUGACUGUGGGAAAAGGUUUUCAAUACAGGGACAUCUGAAGAAACACAUUAGAGUCCAUACAGGAGAAAAACUAUUUGGCUGUGAUGACUGUGGAAAAAGAUUUUCAGAACAGAGAAGUCUGAAGACACACGUGAAAAUCCACACAUGAGAAAAAACAUUGGACAUUGAGUGUUAACCAGCAGGUACAUCUGCAUGGACACUUACUCAGGUCAGGGUGCAAACAUUUGAAAGAUGUAACUCCGGUGCUGUUAAUGAACUGGAGUGGUUAUUGCACCAUAGGGAGGCUCUGUGACCCAUAUCAUAGGGCCGUCUCAUUGACUUCUGUGUAUAUGCAUUUCUGCCUUUCUGAAUUCAAUCAGUGUAUCUUGGUUGGGUUCCCACCAGCCUCCUUCCCCUCCCUCUGGUUCUAAGUGAGGUGGUU
This is a messenger RNA of Larimichthys crocea (large yellow croaker), 1495 nucleotides long. Its product is annotated as zinc finger protein 665-like. Bases 29 to 1222 code for a protein of 397 amino acids. The record is from RefSeq and is a predicted model, not a curated record. The transcript has a single exon. Gene Ontology annotation, cellular component: nucleus. Lineage: Eukaryota; Metazoa; Chordata; Actinopteri; Sciaenidae. Gene Ontology annotation, molecular function: RNA polymerase II cis-regulatory region sequence-specific DNA binding; DNA-binding transcription activator activity, RNA polymerase II-specific. Gene Ontology annotation, biological process: regulation of transcription by RNA polymerase II.